AUUUAUGCAAGAGUUGCUGAUUAAGUUAUUCAAUAUUGUAAAAAAAUUAAGCAAAUUAAUUAGAUUUGUGAAGAGGAUCAGACCAAAUAGAAGUUUUAUAAAUGCAAUAAUACAUGCGAAUAGUUAAAAUUAAUCACAGAUAUCAUAAUUAAAAAGCAAUCGGAAUUCUUAAGUUUGGAAAAGCAAUUACAGAAAUAUGAAUCUGAAGUCAGAAAAAACAUUAGAGUAUUUUAAUAUUUUUAAUUUAUAGGAUUAGUAUCUGAUGCAAUAAUAAUAGGAUGAUUUGUAACAAAAAGUAGAAGAAUUAGAAAAAUCAAGAAAUGAAUUUUUAAACAACACCAAGAAUACUAUUAUUGUAAUCAAUCGAUUUAAUCUUAGAAAUUGAAAAGAGAAAAUGAAGAAUUGUAUUAAAAAUGUAAAUCCUUAACUGCUUAAUUAUAAAAAAUUGAUAAUUAAGUAUAUUCAUAAAUCAUCAAUAUUUUAGUCAAUUAGUAAAUAUUCGACGGUAGAGAAUACAAUUACCAAUAUCACUAAUACUCUUGAUUAAGCUAAAUUAAGACCAAAAACAAAUACAACACCUUAGAAAUUGAAAACAGAUGUGGAUACUUCUUAAAAAAGAUUAAGUCAAUAACUAAUUAAGCCCAAUUAUUUUCAAAAAAAACAAUCGACACAGAUAUCUAUAUAAAAUAAACGACAAUCCUAUUAAUAUAUGGAAAAUCAACUAAAUUUAACAACUAGUAUGUGA
Molecule: messenger RNA, 745 nt
Organism: Paramecium octaurelia
Lineage: Eukaryota; Ciliophora; Oligohymenophorea; Peniculida; Parameciidae
Source: the annotation of a GenBank genome assembly